AAUGCACCCUAAUUUGCAGCUCUGCCCCAGUGUAUCACCAACGAGGAAUGUUCUGAGGAAACCACCUGCAUCGACCUCGUAUGUGAGGACCCCUGUUUGACUCUGUGCACAGGCAACUCCACUUGCAAGGUUCACGAUCAUGUACCUUACUGCUCCUGCAAACCAGGCUACGCAGGCGACCCCUUCACAGGGUGCAGAGAGUCCAUUACAGCACCUCCCCAGUGCAUAACUAACAGUGACUGCCCAGAAGACAGGGUCUGUGUCGGGAAAAGGUGCAAGGAUCCAUGCCUCCUAGGAGUCUGUGACAAGAACUCCACCUGCCCACGUCUUCUACCACAUCCCCUAUUGCUCCUGUCACCCAGGCUUCUAUGGUGACUCCUUCUCCAAGUGUACCCGUCAAUAUCCUGAAGGAAGUUCGCUACCAUCUCCUGGAGCUAAAAAACGUUACAAAUUGGAAACUGCCAAGGCCAACUGGAUCGGAGCAUUAGUUCGGUGUAUGAAACAAGGUGGUCGCCUAGCUUCGAUCUCUUCUAAGGAAGAGAAUGAUCAAAUUAAGGAAUUGAUAAGAAGAAAUGUGUUGGAUGAGCAGGUAUGGCUCUCAGGAACAGACUACCCCACGGGGGAGUGGGUAUGGACGAGCUUGGGGACACCAGUGACUCUGACGGACUGGCACAAUCUGCAGCCCGACAACCACAAGAGCCGUCCUGAGGGGGAACACUGCAUGACAUUCUGGAACAACAACGGCAUCCUGCGCUGGAACGACAGGAACUGUCUGGAUGAGCUGCACUCGGUCUGCGAGUACUCUGAGCCUGAUCAUUACGCUGUGAACUGGAAAAUUAAUGACAGUGUUUGAUCUUGAUACAGUACGAAUUAUAUUUAUUUCAAAGUAAUAAAUGUAUUGAAUUUUUAA
Molecule: messenger RNA, 910 nt
Organism: Homalodisca vitripennis (glassy-winged sharpshooter)
Lineage: Eukaryota; Metazoa; Arthropoda; Insecta; Hemiptera; Cicadellidae
Product: lectin subunit alpha-like
Exons: 6
Coding region: 497-853 (118 amino acids)
Source: RefSeq, a predicted model, not a curated record